ACGCAAUUGGACAGAACCCCCAGGCUUCCAGAAGCCCUACAGACCCCGCAUUAAAGUGACAGGCGUGUGGACCGUCGCGGGGAGCAACGUCCCUGCUCAACCGACGCGUCGCGCCUUCCCCCGUUAAUAGUUUGAUUUGCAGCGCCCGCGAGGUCCUGGGAAGGAGCAUCUCAUUGAUCAGCCAGUACCAGAGCAUUGUUGAAAAUCCAGCGACUGUUGUUUGGCUUCUCCAAGGGCUCCGUUUUCUAUUCAGCAUCGCCUUUUGGUAUUGUUCAACUUCAGCAAUAGGGCUACAGCACGCGUCACCGCCCUCGGCAACCCACGGGUUUUUCUGCUUUUUCUGCUGCACCUGCAACUGAACGAGGAAGCGCGUCUUUCUUGAUCUCGACUCUUUUUAUCACCACCAACAGUCUCGACUCGAGAUCAACCCUUCAACAGCAAUUCUUCAUGGACAAGAGAUUGUAAAAUAACCCCCCUGUUUCCUUCACAUCACGGAAACAAUCUCGACAUCUUCGGCCACUGUUCUCAAACUGCCUCGGCCGAUCUCUCCACCAUGGGUAUCCAAGGCCUUUUCCCGCUCCUCAAGUCCAUCCACCGCACCACCGAGCUCAAGAAGUAUGCCGGCGAGACCUUUGGUGUCGAUGGCUACGGCUGGCUCCAUCGCGGUGCCAUUGCCUGUGCCAUUGAACUAGCCCAGGGCAAGCCCACUCGCAAAUAUGUCGACUUCGCCAUGCACCGAGUCAGGAUGUUCAAGUAUUAUGGUGUCACUCCCUAUUUGGUCUUUGACGGCGACUUUCUUCCCAGCAAGGCCAAGACUGAGUCUUCGCGUGAGCAGCGUCGUGAGCAGAGUCUGAAGACUGGCCUCGAGCUCUUGAAAGCCGGCAAACCCUCGAAAGCCCACCUCGAGCUUCAAAAGGCCAUCGACGUCACCCCGGAAAUGGCUCGUCAUCUCAUCGAAGAACUCAAGAAAGCCGGUGUCCCGUACCUUGUCGCCCCCUACGAAGCCGAUGCCCAGCUCGUCUACCUGGAGCGUGAGGGUGUCAUCAGCGGCAUUGUCUCUGAGGAUUCGGAUAUGCUGGUGUUUGGUGCGAAGCGCCUGUUGACCAAGAUGGAUCAGCACGGUCAGUGUGUUGAGAUUCAGAGAAAAGACUUCUGUUUGGUCCGCGAGAUCUCCUUGACCGGUUGGACGGAUGCCGAGUUCCGGCACAUGGCCAUUCUCAGCGGCUGUGACUAUCUGGGCGCUGUUAACAACAUCGGCCUGAAGACAGCUUACCGACUGAUCCGCAAGCACAAGACACCUGAGCGCAUCAUUCAGAUGCUCAAGUUCGAGGGCAAGCACAGGGUUCCCGAGAACUACUUGGAAGAGUUCAAGCAGGCCGAACUCACCUUUUUGCAUCAGAGAGUCUUUUGCCCCAAGAAGAAGGACAUCGUGUUCUUCACCGAGCCCGGACCCGCUCUCAAGGUCGAUGAGAUGCCAUUCAUCGGUGCUCCGGUCGAGACUGAAUUGGCCCGGGCCAUUGCCGCCGGAGACGUCAACCCCAUCACCAAGAAGCGGAUCGUCCUCCCGUCGUCCUCUCUCACCUCGCCGCCGUCCCCUGGUAAGAGAAGGAUCAGUCAGACCAUGGCUCCGGUCACUGUGCCGACGAGAAAUCCUGGCAAACCGCCCGGCAAACCAAUCAACGAGUACUUUGCGAAGCACAAACGGAUUCCCUUGGGCGAGAUGGACGCCAAUUGUUUCACCAACAACAGCCAGAACAAUUCGCCCAGCAACUCCCCUCGUCCGAUCGUCUUUCCUCUUCCGCGCCCAUACAUUGCGGGCGUGGAGGAGGCGACCCGCCCAUCUCGCCGGUAUGUCAAUCUCGAGGCUGCCCUGGGCGGAGAACGCCGUCGGAGAAGCGAGCCUGUCUCGAACCUCCUAGCGACGUACGAGACCUCAUCGAACCGCCGCAAGACCACUGGCCCGGUUGUCGACAUCUUUCAGGACGGCACCCCGUCGACAUCGACUACGAGGCCCCCCAAGAAAGCGCGCUUGUGUGAUGACGACCUUCCCGCUUUUGCAGACAACAACACCCCUGUGAAGAGCAAGUUUUUCACAUCUACCGAGGGAGCCGACUAUAUUCGGUCGGACGAUUCGGUCGAGGAGGCUUUCCGCAGCAUCUGCAACCAAGAAAUUAUGACUGGCACCCGCAUCGUUCACGGCUUGCCUUCGCCCGCGCCCAGCAUGCUUUCCGCAUCCAUGGACACGCCUUCUAGCAUCGUGGGUACGCCUUCCACUGUCAUGAGCACACCCUCUAGUUCCAUGAGCAAGCCCUCGGGUCUCAUGAACCGGUCUUGCAACAUGAUGAACACACCUUCCAGCUCGAAGAGCAGCACAUCUAGCAGUUCUCAGACCCCUAUUUUGACGCCUCUCCAGCGUUUGGGUUUCCAGGCUUUGCAGCGCGGGAAGCCCCGGGUCGUCUCUUCUUCGGUCCUCCAACCCACCAGGCUUUCGACGUAUUCCAAGAGAUCGAGCUCGCUUUCGGUCAACCCCGCCUCGAUUCCUCUGCCUCGUGCUGAUUUGGCCGAGAUUGAGGCCCUGAGCCAGCCUGUUGGCAGCGAAGAUUUGAUUUUGCCCUCUAGUGAUGGGGAGCUCGAGCAGGAUGAGGAGGAGGGUACCAAGUAUUCCAAUGUUUCCAACAGCGGUUUGGAUUUGUCGCGGUUCAAGUACACCUGAACUGUACGAGUUAUGAAGCUAUCUGUGCACAGCGCUGGCGUUUGGGGGUUUGGCUCUCCCAGUUUUUAUUUUGAAGGGGGGGGGGAGGGCUUUUGGGUCAGGACAAGAAAGUAAGGCUAGGGUUGUCAUGACAUCGGAACAAAACAUGGCCAGGCGUUGAAGGGCACGAAUUAAAGUAUUUUUUAAACAAGGUUAAAGACUAUGGGUAAAAGGGCGUUUGUAGUCAGCAUCAGCAUACACAUGUAUGGCGUUCAUAUAGUUUUAGUUUUUGUUUUUUUCCUUGCGGUUUGGUCUUAGAGAGGCAGCAGGGGAGUGUGGUAAAAGUGUAAGAGAUAGGUGAAUAUUAAAGAAAACAUCCAAAAAUUA
Molecule: messenger RNA, 3079 nt
Organism: Podospora pseudopauciseta
Lineage: Eukaryota; Fungi; Ascomycota; Sordariomycetes; Sordariales; Podosporaceae
Gene: EXO1
Product: Rad2 nuclease
Exons: 2
Coding region: 554-2713 (719 amino acids)
Biological process (GO): DNA recombination; DNA double-strand break processing; mismatch repair
Cellular component (GO): nucleus
Molecular function (GO): 5'-flap endonuclease activity; metal ion binding; 5'-3' DNA exonuclease activity
Source: RefSeq, a predicted model, not a curated record